Messenger RNA from Chiloscyllium plagiosum (whitespotted bambooshark), 2501 nucleotides. The record is from RefSeq and is a predicted model, not a curated record. Lineage: Eukaryota; Metazoa; Chordata; Chondrichthyes; Orectolobiformes; Hemiscylliidae.
GACUCUUACACUGGGCUGGAUUUCAGAGAAAUGGUGUUCUGUUCAUCUCCCAAGCUUUCAGCUGGCUUUGUCUUACCUCCAUCAGAUGCUCAUGGGAUAGGUCGACAUGUUGAUGACACAAUACUAUUAAGACCAUGUGCUUUAUGACAACAACUGCUGAUUGAGGGAGACAUGCCGUAUCUGCACGGAUUCCGGCGCAUUAUCUUCGAGUACCAGCCGUUGGUCGAUGAAAUCCUCAAGGUUGCAGAGUUAGAGGAAGUGAGAAGCGAGGCAGCCAGUGGGAACCCAGGAAGUGUGGACCGUGAGCCUGGAGCAGGGAUGGUCACUUUGCUGGAAUUGUUGGAGAGAGAGUCGGGAUCGGCCUUCUACCAGGAAGCUGUCAGUUCCUCCCUGCUCAAAGUGUCUGAGGCUGGUCUCCUGUCUGCUGCUGAGCAGCUGCUGCUGCAUGGAGCUGACGUCAGUUUUGAAGAUCCUGUCACAUACUACACGCCUCUGCACGUAGCAGUCCUCCAUAACCAGCCUGAUGUGGUGGAGCUAUUGGUCCGGCAUGGAGCAGACAUCAACAAGAGGGACCGAGUUCACAGUAGCAGCCCAUUAGACCUGGCGAGUGAAGAGGUCGAGCGCUUACCGUGUCUGCACCGUCUCCUGGACCUCGGUGCGAAUAUCAAUGGGCUUGACAAGACUGGGAAAUCCGCAUUACUGCACGCUCUGGCCAGCAGCGAUGGGGUUCAGGUGCUCAACACCGCCAACAUCAAGCUGCUUCUCGAAAGGGGUGCGGAUGUGAAGGCGAGUAUGAUCGACGGUGACAACAUCUUCUCGUUUAUCAUCUUCCUGUUGGGGGAGACAGAAGGUCGAGAGCAGGAAGAGACUGAGACCCUCAGGCGCUUCUGCCUCCAGACAACGGAGCUCCUCCUGAGUCACUCUGCUGAUCCUGAUAUCUGUCAGCCUGAGGACUCCCUCAUCUACACCUGUAUCGGGCAGUUUGAGGUCCACAUUCCCCUCAUCCAGCUUCUCCUGGACUCUGGAGCUGCCUGCCACUGUCCUGAGCACGGCCCCAGCUGCUGGUCAGGCUUCAGCCUGCUCUUUGAGAGACUCGCCGUGUUGUUAAAUGGCCCCGAGUCUGUGCUGCCGCACUCCGAAGCCUUACGAAGGGCAGAGAGAACCUUGGAGCUGAUGCUGGCGAGUGUGUCCCAGGCCAGUCUCCCUCCGGCCUGGGAGAUUAAGCCCUCGGCCUACUCCCGCUACGCGGAGCAGGUGAUGUUACUGGCCAGGCCCCUGGCACUGCAACAGGCCUCUCCUGCCUCACUGAAGCACCUGUGCAGGGUGGAAAUCCGCCAACUCCUGCGACCUGUCCCCCUGCACGCCAAGGUGAACUCAUUACCCUUGCCCAACCGCCUCAAGUGGUUUGUGUUGAUUGAAAACAGCAAAGAGGAGGAGGAGGAGGAGGAGGAUGAGCGGGAGGUAAUGCAGCACUAACAACUGACAGCACCUUGUCACACUUUGAGGCCUGACCUGACUCACACGUUGGAGAUACUCUUUUCUUCUUAACUGACUUUAAUACUGGGUCAGGAGUGGCUGGACUUUGAAACCUGAUCCCUGUUUUGCUGAGUGAGCCCUGUACCAGGCCCACACCAGACUGCCCUGUGUGUACUCCUGCCUUCUGCUGUGCUGUGUGGGAGCUGAUGGUGCAGGUUUGAUCUGCAAGGUGUGAGGGUGAUGUCUACUGGCUGUUGGUCCCUGGGAUGGGAGGGAGGGGGGAUGUUGGGGGCGGUGACGGGGGGGGGGUUGGAUGGUUGGGUGUGAGUUGGCUGCAGUUGGGCCCCUGCGCCUCUCUCUCAGCAACCGAGUGGAAUGUGAGUCUUGGCUAACAGUGAGCACCCGGAGGGGACCUUCAACCCCAGCCUGAGUGUACUGCUGUGUGAACAGUGACUCCUCCAAAUUCACCCACCACACUGAGGCCCUCUGCACCGUUCAGAUCCUGGUGAACAGAUGCUGCAUUCAGCUCCUGGAGACCAGCUCUCCGGCCUCAGCAGCCUCAGCUGAGGGAACACUGUGCCCUCACAGCCUCCUGCCAGUCACUGAGACUUGAAGCUGAAACACCCCUCACCACGAGGGAUUGGCACAGGGAGAGAGAAGGCAGUGAUCGUGUGGGAAUAGGGACAGUCAGGGUGGAGCACGGCAGCCUAAUGACAGACAGGCUCCACUCCCUGGGACCUUGUAAACACUGACAGACACCCCCAGAGUAAAUCAGUCAGGGUUCCUCUGCUAUUGAUACAGCCUCAGGCUGAUGGGGAGGUUUUACCUUUGCCUGGUCCUGGUGAGGACAGUAAACAAUGAAUCAUUAUUCCCUUCACCACCUCAAGGAAAAGUAUCAGAAACAAAAUAUUUCACUGAACAGGGUUGAUGGAUCAGCCUGAAAAACAUGCCGUUUGAUUUUUACACUUACAUUUUAUAAUUUACAAUAAAAAUAGUUGUGUUUCAAUGUUUCACUUUCAAACAUC